This is a messenger RNA of Paramecium pentaurelia, 321 nucleotides long. NCBI's taxonomy places the organism in Eukaryota, Ciliophora, Oligohymenophorea, Peniculida, Parameciidae. The record is from the annotation of a GenBank genome assembly.
AUGGUGACAAAGAACCUAUAAUAUUGUCUAAAUCAUUUCCAAAAAAAAUAUAAAAGGCCAACAUUACAAAUGAAAAUCAAUUAUUUUGGAACACCUUACUUUUCAACCAAAACCAAAUAAAUAACUUAUGAAAAUUAUUUUUUCAUUACUAUUUGGAACAAAAAAAACUCCUCUAAGAUAAAUCCUUAACUUUAGAACAUUUUAUGGCAAUAUCCUCUUUAUUUAUUGCUGCUCUUGAAAGAACUAAAGUAUAUUCCAAAAUUAGAUUAAUUAUACUUCCUUCCCAAAGAAGUUUCCCAAUGGAAUCAUACUUCAUUUUGA